CGUGAUAAUAUUCCUAACACUGACGUGUCUAUUCCAAUAACAAUUUACGUGCGUGUCUUUUCCCAAAGUAUUAUUAAAAUGGACACGUCAGUGGGAUAACAUCCCCAGCUGAGACCGAUUUCUGAAAUUUUCAAAUACGAUUGCACAGUUAAGUGCUGUUCGGGCUUCCUUGAAUUAGUUUGUUUUUUAUAUUUAUACAGACAACAUGACCGCAGAAGGGAUAGAAUUACAUGAAAAUAAAAUUUUUUCAAAAAGUGAUGAGGAAAAACAGGUGGAAAUUUCAAAAGAUGUUGAUGUUGGUUGGAAUUUAUGGAAAAAACGUCGUAAUGUAGUUGGUAUCUUUAUAUUUUUUGGAUUCUUCAUUGCUUAUACUCUCAGAGCAUGCCUCAAUAUUAUGAUCGUUGUGAUGACCACUGAUACGAAUGAGACAAAAGCAGAAUUUGGUUGGGACUCAACACUUCAAGGUUUUAUUUUGAGUUCAUUUUAUUAUGGUUAUACUCCCACUCAAUGUUUGGGUGGUUUAUUGAGUGCAAGAAUUGGAGGAAAAAAAGUCAUUGGUGUUGGAAUUGGAGUAUCAGCAUUGUUGACAUUAGCUAUUCCUACAUCUGCACGUAUUAGUGUUUUUCUUUUGAUUUUUUUACGAAUUGUUAUAGGAUUAUUUGAGGGUGUUACAUAUCCUUCAGUAAACUCUAUAUGGGCAAAUUGGGCACCACCACUUGAACGAUCAAAACUUGGAACUCUAUCUUUUUCUGGUGCUUCAUCUGGAACUGUUGUUGCACUGCCAUUAUCUAGUCUUAUUGCUGAAAGUCUUGGUUGGCCAGCUGUUUUUUAUAUAUACGGGUUUUUCGGAUUAAUAUGGUAUGCCAUGUGGCUGUACUUUAUAUCAGAUAAACCUGAUGAUGAUCCUUGGAUUUCACCUCUUGAGCUUAAUUUUAUUAAACAAUCGCUGAAUACUGAUACCCGAAAAACUGAGGGACCCAUAUCACAUCCUUGGAAAAAAAUAUUGAAAUCAGUACCAUUUUGGGCAAUCGUUGCUGCUCACUUCAGUGAAAACUGGGGACAUCAAACGAUGAUGACGCAAUUACCAACGUUUAUGCAGCAGGUAUUGCAUUUUGGAAUUGUUGAAACUGGUUUUCUAUCGGCACUUCCUUAUCUUGGAAUGACAAUUAUUAUUAUAUUCUCAGGUCAUCUUGCUGAUAUUUUACGAUCAAAAAAUUAUCUCACAACAACUCAGGUACGAAAGAUAUUUACAUGUGGAGCAUUUAUAGGCCAAUCAAUCUUCAUUAUUUCAUCUGGGUUUUUAAAUUCAAGCUUUCAAGUUAUUUUUUGCAUUACAAGUGCAAUAAGCAUUAGUGGUUUUGCAUGGUCAGGUUUUAGUAUUAAUUUUCUCGACAUUGCACCAAGACAUGCCAGUGUUUUGUUCGGUAUUAGUACAACAAUAUCCAUGUUUACGGGAAUCAUCAGUCCAUGUAUCACCGGUUUCAUUGUCAAAGAUAAGUCUCCUGCCAGUUGGAGAAUAGUUUUUAUAAUUGCCGGCAUAAUUUAUCUUGUUGGUGCUGUGAUUUACAGUUUAUUUGCUUCGGGAGAAAAACAAAAAUGGGCAGAUGAUAAAAAUAUAGCAGAUAAUAAAGAAGUUGCCUUGAAUUAAAGCAAAAAAAAAAAAUGUACACUAGUUGGCAUAGUAAUUAAUAACGAAUAUAUGAUUUGAUAACAUACCAGAAAAGUGUCCAG
This is a messenger RNA of Aphidius gifuensis, 1731 nucleotides long. RefSeq names its product vesicular glutamate transporter 2.2-like. The coding region runs from base 206 to 1648 and encodes 480 amino acids. Gene Ontology annotation, biological process: transmembrane transport; monoatomic anion transport. NCBI's taxonomy places the organism in Eukaryota, Metazoa, Arthropoda, Insecta, Hymenoptera, Braconidae. The record is from RefSeq and is a predicted model, not a curated record. Gene Ontology annotation, cellular component: plasma membrane. The transcript is spliced from 8 exons. Gene Ontology annotation, molecular function: transmembrane transporter activity.